Molecule: messenger RNA, 1152 nt
Organism: Myotis myotis
Lineage: Eukaryota; Metazoa; Chordata; Mammalia; Chiroptera; Vespertilionidae
Product: pepsin F-like
Exons: 9
Coding region: 1-1152 (383 amino acids)
Biological process (GO): proteolysis
Molecular function (GO): aspartic-type endopeptidase activity
Source: RefSeq, a predicted model, not a curated record
AUGAGGUGGAUCGGGUUCCUCAGCCUGGUGGCCCUGUCCGAGUGCCUGGUGACCGUCCCUCUGACGAAGAUCAAGUCCAUGCGGGAGAGCCUGCGGGAGAGGGACCUGCUGAGAGACCACCUCCAGCAGUACGCCCACAGCCGGGCCAACAAGCUCCUGCGCCAGCCGCGCGUCACCGUCCAGCCCUUGAGGAACUACCUGGACAUGUACUACGUUGGCACCAUCAGCAUUGGAACGCCCCCUCAGAAGUUCAAGGUCGUCUUUGACACUGGCUCAGCGGACUUGUGGGUGCCCUCCAUCUACUGCUCCAGUCCCGCCUGUGUGACACACAAAACCUUCAAACCUCUGCGGUCGUCCACCUUCCAGGGCACGGACCGGCCCAUCCGGCUGCUGUACGGGUCCGGCAGCAUGACCGGGCUGCUCGGCUACGACGACGUGCGGAUCAGGCACCUUGUCUGCAAAUCCCAGGCAUUCGGCCUGAGCACGACAGAGUCCGGCAUUGCCUUGGAGUUUGCCGCCUUCGACGGCAUCCUGGGCCUGGCCUACCCCACCCUCGCCCUCAAUGACACCACCCCGGUCUUCGACAGCCUGUGGAAGCAAGGCCUCCUGCCUGAGAACCUCUUCGCCUUCUACCUGAGCAGCAACAAGAGGAACGGCAGCGUGGUGAUGUUCGGUGGCGUGGAUCACUCCUACUACCGGGGCGAGCUCCAGUGGGUGCCGGUGAGCAAGCAGGGCUUCUGGCAGGUCGCUGUGGACAGCAUCUCCAUGAACGGGACGGUCGUGGCCUGUCCCUGCGGCUGCCAGGCCAUCGUGGAUACCGGGACCUCGCUGCUGAUUGGCCCACUCGACCCCGUCCUCAACAUUCUGAAGAACAUCAACGCCCAUAACACCAGCACCGGCGAGUACGUCGUCAGCUGCGAUGACGUCCAGAGCCUGCCUGACAUCGUCUUCACCAUAAACAAUGUCACAUACCCAGUGCCAGCCAGCGCCUACAUCCGGAGGGAGCAGACCGACAUCUGCUUCAGCAACUUGGACAAGGACAACUCAGGCAGCUCCCGCCCCUGGGUCCUGGGGGAUGUGUUCCUGCGACUCUAUUUCACCGUCUUCGAUCGCGCCAACAACAGGAUCGGCUUGGCCCCUGCGGUGGCGUAG